CGCCGCGGGCUGAGGGCCGCGGGGUUGCGGCUCCGCUGAAAACCGUUGGGGCGAAGCAGGGGGGUGGCGGCUGAGGCGCCGCUCACACUCAUGAGGAGCCGGAAGCUCACAGUUGGAGUGCGAUCUUCAGCCCGCCUGAAAGCCCGAAGUUGUCCCACAGCCAGGUUGGCCUCUGCUCAGGAAGUCACUAGCUCCACGUCUGCCAAGACAGCAUGUCUGACUUCUUCAUCACACAAAGCCACGGACAGAAGAACUUCCAAGAAGUUCAAGUAUGACAAAGGCCAUCUUGUGAAGUCAGAGUUACAGAAACUAGUCCCUAAAAGUGAUUGUGCUUCUUUGCCAGAAGAAACUCCUGAGACCCCUUGUAAAAAUGAGUUUGCUGGAGACGGUGCCUUGCUUCUGGGCAGUAAAGCUGGUGUUGCCACACGACAAGAGACUGCUGCUCUUCCCCUGGGUCACUGCAGAGCUGUGAGUGAUCCUUGCUCAGGAAAGACUGAAGGUGGCCUGUCCACACCAAAACACAGUGCCAGUUCUGGAGCAGAAGAGUCUAAUAGCAGUGCCACCGUGCAGGAUGAGUCUGUGCUAGAGUCAGAGGAAGUCCAGACGCCCCCACUUCAGAUAGACAACAGCGUCUUUCUAGACGACGACAGCAAUCAACCAAUGCCUGUGAGCCGAUUCUUUGGGAACGUUGAACUCAUGCAGGACCUGCCACCAGCAUCCUCAUCUUGUCCUUCAAUGAGCAGACGAGAAUUCCGAAAAAUGCAUUUCAGAGCCAAAGAUGAUGACGAUGAUGAUGAUGAUGCAGAAAUGUAGAACAUAUACAAAAUGAUUUCUUUGCCUAUUUAAUACAGUGAACAAUCUGACAAGUUAGCACAUUACAAGAUUUAUAUAAAGUGUAUCUCCAAGAGAAUGUGUUGUUAAUCACACUUCAGAACUGACCCAUAAAUGUCAAUGGUGCGAAACACCGAACACCUGUGGAAGGUUUACUGUUGUACCUGGGACAGUCUUUGAGAUCAUAAAGCUGCUGUUUCUGUGCUGA
Molecule: messenger RNA, 1039 nt
Organism: Cynocephalus volans (Philippine flying lemur)
Lineage: Eukaryota; Metazoa; Chordata; Mammalia; Dermoptera; Cynocephalidae
Gene: C8H1orf174
Product: chromosome 8 C1orf174 homolog
Exons: 4
Coding region: 91-813 (240 amino acids)
Source: RefSeq, a predicted model, not a curated record